This is a messenger RNA of Aspergillus ochraceoroseus IBT 24754, 1373 nucleotides long. RefSeq names its product 18S rRNA methyltransferase BUD23. Gene Ontology annotation, cellular component: nucleolus. Gene Ontology annotation, molecular function: rRNA (guanine) methyltransferase activity. Lineage: Eukaryota; Fungi; Ascomycota; Eurotiomycetes; Eurotiales; Aspergillaceae. The transcript has 2 exons. Bases 109 to 948 code for a protein of 279 amino acids. The record is from RefSeq and is a predicted model, not a curated record. Gene Ontology annotation, biological process: rRNA (guanine-N7)-methylation.
UCUGGACCUCUUUUUCUAUACUUUCUCUGUCCCAAACCAAAUUAAACAAGAAACACACGCUACCUAGAGAAAAGAGCCGGCAAUUCUAUAAGAUCAACUUGCGCAAUAAUGUCUCGCCCCGAAGAUGUCCUACCACCGGACCUCUUCUACGACGAUAAUGAGUCUCGGAAAUAUACAACGUCAUCGCGUAUCCGGAACAUUCAAGCCGACAUGACCCAUCGAGCCCUCGAGCUCCUCGAUCUCAAAUCCCCCUCCUUCAUCCUCGAUAUCGGCUGCGGAUCUGGACUGUCCGGCGAAAUUUUGUCCCAAGAACCUCCCGAGCAAGGCGGCCCUCACACCUGGAUCGGCAUGGAUAUCUCGCCGAGCAUGCUGGAUGUUGCGCUGCAGCGCGGGGUUGACGGGGACCUUUUUCUCGCUGAUAUAGGCCAAGGUGUGCCGUUUCGACCCGGAUCGUUUGAUGCCGCAAUCAGCAUCAGUGCAAUCCAGUGGCUCUGCAAUGCGGAGACAAGCGACGUGAGUCCCGAGGGCCGUUUGCGGAGAUUUUUCGAGGGCCUUUAUGCUAGUCUUCGACGGGGCGGGCGUGCUGUUUGUCAGUUCUAUCCGAAGAAUGAUGCCCAGCGUACAAUGAUCAGCGGGGCCGCUGUCAAGGCUGGAUUCGGAGCGGGUAUCUUAGAAGAUGAUCCGGGUACCAAGAACAGCAAGCUCUAUCUUGUUUUGACGGUUGGAGGAGGUGGUCUGCAGGGUGAUAUUACGGGGGUUGUGGAUGGCAUGGACGAUGUGGACAUUCUCGAUGCAAGAAGACGGGCUAUGGAACGCGGCAAGGCGCCGGUUUCGAAAAAGGGCGAUAAGGCUUGGAUCCUGCGCAAGAAAGAGCAAAUGACUAAAAAGGGCAAAGUCGUCAAGGCGAACUCGAAAUACACCGGCCGCAAAAGACGCCCGGCAUUCUAAAAACCAAGGGAAGAAGAAGAAGAAAAGAAAAAAAAAUCCAAGUUCUCAUCUACCAACUCCUGCCAGCGCUCUUGGGCGACAAUACGGUCUGUUUUGUCCCAACUACAGGCUCCAAGCUGGCUCCGUAAGGAGAACAGUCGGCUGGCGGGAUUGCAACGCCUCUUCUUUCAGGGGUGGUAUUACCAAAAAUCACUUCCUUUCCAGAGAAAUUCUUCACGGUUACCUGUCUCAGGAGUUAGGGCGUUGGAACCCCGGGGGAAAUCACAAUUACAACGGACGAACGGGUGCGAAAGAUGCUGAUGUGAAAAGGCUCCCACGCGUUGGACAUACGGCUCAGGGGCUCUACACCGGGAUUGCAAAGAAAAUGGUUCUUUAUGAUGAUAUAUUUAAACGAUACCUAUUUAUGGCGCAUUGACAUGCUUCUA